This is a messenger RNA of Vittaforma corneae ATCC 50505, 1305 nucleotides long. RefSeq lists its product as uncharacterized. The coding region runs from base 1 to 1305 and encodes 434 amino acids. The record is from RefSeq and is a predicted model, not a curated record. The transcript has a single exon. Gene Ontology annotation, cellular component: membrane. Gene Ontology annotation, molecular function: transmembrane transporter activity. Gene Ontology annotation, biological process: transmembrane transport. NCBI's taxonomy places the organism in Eukaryota, Fungi, Microsporidia, Nosematidae.
AUGGAAAACGCUAAUAAAAAACGAGAAAAACAAUUUCAUGACUCCUGGGCAUUCAUACUCUUUAUGCUGCUCACAAUCAUCCUAAACACCAUCUACAUCUUCAACACAUCAAACUUUGUGGAUGUGACUGUUAAGUUUUAUAACGACUACAAACUUGGACAGCUUCUGCUUGGAAACUUGGUCUUCACAAUAUCAAUCAUUGCAUUUAGUCUAGUGUUGUGCUAUUCGGUUCCAAAAUUCCUCAUAAUUCUGAGCAUUCUCCUUGUUCCGGCUGCAUCCAUCGCAGCAUGGUUCUUUGGUGCAAAGGAUUCCUCCUACUCAACCGUAGUAGGAACAGUAUUGCUUAUAAUUAACCUCAUCUUUAUUUUAAUAGUUUCAAUUGUGAUUCUCUCCCAUCUUGACUAUAUUGCCAAAGUCAUCUCCGUUGCUUCGCUGAUCUUCUUUAUGAAUAUUCUAGGAAUACUUCUUGUUAUAACGUUUGUAACCUCUAUCUUUGUGCUGCUCAGCAUCCCUGCUCUUCUUGUUGACUCAACGGAGCCGAUUAUUCAGAAUCUCAGAUAUCUUGAGAUUCUCAUGGCAUCUUGGCAGUUCUUUAUCGCUCUCUACUUUGUCCAGGUAUUCAUCUCCUCGAUUAUUGCUGCUGAGGUACAGAAAAGUGGGGAUGUCUUUGGAGCUGCAUUUACAAAUAGCUGCUAUGCCCUUGGGUCUAUCUCCUAUGGCGCACUGCUCGUUGCUAUUGUUACCACUUUGCAGGCCAUGAUUCAAGAUGCUCGUAGUAGAAAUAGAGAUAGGAAUGAAAGGCCAAAUCUCCUCCUUGCAAUUACUGGAGCUAUAGCAAGCCUUCUUCUUGAUAUUUUGGGUGAUAUUAUCAAAUUUGCAAAUGCUAUUGCCUUUCCAUACCUAAGUGUUAAUGGAACUAGCUAUGAAGAGUCAGUUGCCAAGUCCUUCCAAAUACUGACAAAUUCUGGAUUUGAGAAAGUUGCAUCCAUUUCUGGAGUAGGAUUUGUGAUAUUUACAAUGAUGCUCUCUUUCUUUGGCUCGUCAAUGCUAUUCAACUACUAUUUCUUCCUGAGUUAUAUUGGUCUCAGUGGAGAUCCUACACAGAAUAUAAUUGUUUCGAUAGUCGUGACGGUGUUGUUUGGUUUUAUAUUUGGAAUGGUGUUUAGUUUGUUGAGAGCAGCUGUUUUGGCUUUAAUAUAUACCACAAUUGCCAUGCCAGAUGAGACCAAGGAGUUUGAUCCAGAGUUUGUUGAAAUAUUAAACGAGAAGAAAAGGCAAUUUGAGCCAGCGGAGGCCAGUCACUAA